AUGGACACGCAGUAUCUGAAGAGAUGCAUGGGGAAAUGCUUAGUGGAGGGACUGGCCGAGGUGGCAGAACAGAGACCGAAGGACCCCAUUGAGUACCUUGCAUUCUGGAUAUAUAAAUACAAGAGUAACCUGGACUACGAGGAAAAGAGGAAAAUACAUCAAGCUCAGCUGGAGCAGGAAAUCGAGAAGGCCAAGGCUGAGGCUGCCCUGUUAGAACGAAUGAAAGAGGAAGAGGAGCAGAUCGCUAUCACGUACAAAAAGCAGCAACAGCAGCUUGCAGACACACUGGUAAUGUCAAAGAAGACAUUGGCAGAAUUAUCAGAUACAUUUGGGGCUCCAAAUCUUCCAUCGGUGCAAGAAACAGAGGAGAACAACAUUGGUCCUGGGCAGGACACUCAGAGGGAUCGAGAGAAACCUUCAGAAGAGGUUACAGAACCUGCCGACCCAGCUACAGGUCCUGGAAUGGGGAGGGAGAGUGAGACUUCGGAGGAAGAAAGAAAGGAGGGCACUGAGAGGGAUAUUGAGAAACCUUCCGAAGAGAUAGCGGACGUUGGUGACUCUGAAAACCCUCCAGCUAGUCAGACAGCAGAGGAACCUGGCGCCAUGCAAGAGGAAGUGGAUGAAAAUACUGUGAAGACAGCAGAAGAGAAUUAAUAAAGCAACUAAAAUACC
Molecule: messenger RNA, 672 nt
Organism: Polyodon spathula (Mississippi paddlefish)
Lineage: Eukaryota; Metazoa; Chordata; Actinopteri; Acipenseriformes; Polyodontidae
Gene: dydc2
Product: DPY30 domain containing 2
Exons: 6
Coding region: 1-654 (217 amino acids)
Cellular component (GO): Set1C/COMPASS complex
Source: RefSeq, a predicted model, not a curated record